CUAUGAUAUAUUAGGCAGUUAGCCAUUCUAGAAUUUGAUGAAUCAUAAUACAUGUUUUUAAGAUUACUAUCAUAGUGAUAGCUUUUCAAAAAUAUCUAUAUUAAAUAUAGUCAAGUUCAUAGCUUAGAGGAUGAUUUUGAGUAGAGUGAAAUAUUUAAGAAUUUAUAAAUUAAAGAGUUCCUAUGAGGAUUAAUUAUGUUAAAGCAAUUUGUUAAAAACUAAAAGAAUUUAAGGCUGAAUAAAUAAAGAUUGCAAUUAAAGAAAUGAGAUUUAAUUGCAUAAAUUUUUUAAUAGAGUUGAUCAAAAUUACUUUAUUUUAUAAAGUUAGAAUUAGAAAGGAUAGAAUUUAAAGAAUAGCUUUUUGGUUGCACCAUCAAAUUAUAUAAAAAGGAGUAAUGAGGAAGAUAAAUUAAAAGUUGAAAGAAUGAUGAAAAAGUAAAAAAUGCUUAUGAAAC
Paramecium sonneborni is the source of this 455-nucleotide messenger RNA. The record is from the annotation of a GenBank genome assembly. NCBI's taxonomy places the organism in Eukaryota, Ciliophora, Oligohymenophorea, Peniculida, Parameciidae.